Molecule: messenger RNA, 725 nt
Organism: Dictyostelium purpureum
Lineage: Eukaryota; Evosea; Eumycetozoa; Dictyosteliales; Dictyosteliaceae
Exons: 5
Coding region: 52-681 (209 amino acids)
Source: RefSeq, a predicted model, not a curated record
UUUUUUUUUUUUAAGAUCUAUUUAUAUUAAUAAAAAUUGUAAAUUUAUAAAAUGAAAUCAUUAUUUUUAUUAUUAAUUUUAUGUAUUUCUAUCCCAUUAUUUCAAGCAUCAUAUGAAGAUAAACCAAUUGAAAAGGUUGCAUAUGGUAGUAUUGUUAAAUUAGCACAUAUCCCAACUAAUUUUAGAUUACAUUCACAUAAAGUUAGUUAUGGUAGUGGUGGCGGUGGUAGUGGUCAACAAUCAGUAACUGGUUUCCCAGAAAAUGAUGACACUAAUAGUUUAUGGAUUAUUAAAGGCCCAAAUGGUGGUCAUGUUAGACAAGGAACUGCCGUUAAAGAUGGUGAUAUUAUUAGAUUAUUACACUCAAACACUAGAAAGAAUUUACACAGUCAUUUAGCAGUUUCACCAUUAACUAAACAAAAUGAAGUUAGUUGUUUUGGAGAAAAUGGUGAAGGUGAUACAGGUGAUAAUUGGAAAGUUGAAGUUGAAGGUGGCGGUGAUUGGAUGAGAGGUAAAACCGUUAGAUUCCAACAUGUCGAUACUAAGAGUUAUUUACAAGCAAUGGCUUCAGCCAAAUACCAAAAUCCAAUUCCAGGUCAAAUUGAAGUUAGCGGUGGUAAAAAUAAAAACGAAGAUACUAAAUGGAGAACUGAAGAAGGUAUCUAUUUUGGCGAAAAUUAAAAAUAUAUUUAAAAUAUUUAAAAACAAUAAAACAAAUUAAUUUU